ACUAUACAUUUUAAAUGUCAUUGAUAUCUGUUAACUUCCGAGCAUUGUCACAUCAAAAGCAUUAAGGUAUUAAAACGGAUACUAUGCUCAGUGUUAUCUGUGUAUUCAUCUGUAACCUCCAUAUUAAUCUAAAUACAUUUUCAGUCCUUUAAUUUCGGUACAUUUAUCAAACUUAAAGUAUUAGUACGUACAGAUGGAUGUUUGGGGCUGUUUUAUCUUGUUUUACGGCAUUAUUAUCUCUUUCCUACGUGUGCGAUCGCAGCAACCACCCGGAUAUAUUGGGUGUUUCCGUAUGGGCACAUUUGGGAAAAUUACUGUACGGUCAAUACAAGUUUACAAUAAUGGUACUUACUGUAUUGGUUUUUGCAAGUUUUCAAAACACAGAUUUGCCGGAACACAGGGUCAUAUGUGUCUGUGUGGCAACACUAUUCUGGUAGAUGCCAAACUACCCUAUUGUGAAUAUGAAUGUCCAGGACACAUAGCGGAGUUCUGUGGAGGCGUGAAAAAGAUGUCAGUUUACGAAAUACAGC
Messenger RNA from Mercenaria mercenaria, 530 nucleotides. RefSeq names its product kremen protein 2-like. NCBI's taxonomy places the organism in Eukaryota, Metazoa, Mollusca, Bivalvia, Venerida, Veneridae. The annotation marks the transcript as partial. The record is from RefSeq and is a predicted model, not a curated record. The transcript has 3 exons.